AUGACAUCCUCCUCACUCUCUCACCCUCUCCCCCCAACCAUCAAAGCCCUCCUCCAACCCGACAUCCACAGUCCCAAACUAAUCCUCGCCACAAUCCCCACUCCCGUCGCCACCCCCGGAACCACCGAACAUCUCAUCCACGUGCACUGCACCUCUCCCUGCGCAGGCGAACUCACCUGGGCCGCCAACUUCUCCGCCUACACAUCUCUCCUCCCCAAUCUCUCUCCCUCCUCCGUAACCACAAAGCUACAAAUCCCGUGUUACGAUCUCUCCGGAAGCGUUGUGACCGCGCCCCCAGACUCCCCUUUUCCCCCGGGCACAGAAGUGUACACGCGAACAUCCUUUUCCCGACCCGGAAACGCACGCGCCUACACUAUCGCGCUGACAUCGGAGCUCGCGCGCAAACCGCACAAUCUCUCCUGGGAAGAAGCAGCGAGUAUACCACUUAGUGCGUUUACGGCAUGGCAGGCACUCUAUGUACAUGGGGGCAUGCGCUGCGUGUAUGCGCUCGAUGCGAAGAUUGAGAAUGAGGGGAAGACGGUGUUGAUUAAUGCUGCGGCGGGGGGGGUGGGCACGCUGCUGGUGCAGUUUGCGAAGGCGGGGGGCAUAGCUGAGGUGAUUGGGGUUUGUUCCGCGGGAAAUGUGGAGAUGGUGGGACGUCUGGGGGCGGAUGUGGUGGUGGAUUAUCAGAGGGAGGGGGUGGGGGCGUGGGGGAAGAGAACGGGGAGGAAAGUGGAUUUGGUGGUGGAUUUGCUAGGGGGGGAGAAUUUGGUGCAGGCGUGGAAGAUGGUGAAGAGGGGGGGGAGGGUGGUGAGUAUCAAGGAAGAUCCGAAUGCGGUGAAGCCGAUGGAAGGGGUGGCGGAGGAUGUGGAGGGGAAGUUUUUUGUGAUGGAGCCGGAAGGGUGGCAGUUGGAGGAAACGGCUAAGUUGAUUGAGAAGGGGCAGGUGAAAGCUACGAUUGAUAGUGUGUGGCCAUUGCGAGAUUUCGAGAAGGCAUUUGCGGUUGUUGAGGGAGGUCAUGCAAGAGGGAAAGUUAUAAUUAAUAUUAGCGAGUGA
This is a messenger RNA of Botrytis byssoidea, 1056 nucleotides long. RefSeq lists its product as uncharacterized. The record is from RefSeq and is a predicted model, not a curated record. The transcript has a single exon. NCBI's taxonomy places the organism in Eukaryota, Fungi, Ascomycota, Leotiomycetes, Helotiales, Sclerotiniaceae. Gene Ontology annotation, molecular function: zinc ion binding; oxidoreductase activity. The coding region runs from base 1 to 1056 and encodes 351 amino acids.